Prorocentrum cordatum is the source of this 590-nucleotide messenger RNA. The record is from the annotation of a GenBank genome assembly. NCBI's taxonomy places the organism in Eukaryota, Dinophyceae, Prorocentrales, Prorocentraceae.
UGCGUCCAUGUGGACGACUCGAAGCUGAGCCUGAUGAGCAAGAGCCAUCUCACAUGCGUGGAGUACGGCAUCAAGAUGGCCAAGGACCCGAGAUCGGAGUGCACGACGCGACCAAGCAGACGCUGCUGGAGGUAGGCUUCCCCGAGAACAUGCACGACCUGCCCGUAUCCGAGCUGUCCACGGGCUGGCGCAUGAAACUGACCCUGUUGGUCAACAUGCUCAAGCACGCCGACCUCGUUCUGCUGGACGAGCCGACGAACCACCUGGACGAAGAGUCCGUGAGCUGGCUCGGCGAUUACGUCCUCUCGAUCAAGGACUCGUCCGUAAUGGUUAUCUCCCACGAGCCGAAGUUUUUGAACAAGAUCUGUACGGACAUCAUGGCGUACGUGGACAGGAAGCUCGAGUACACCGCGGGCGAUUUCACCGCCUUUGCCGCGAAGAAAGGUCUCACCAAGGAGGGGGGCAGAUCGACGCGAUGCUCUCCGGAAACCUGUCUUUCGAUACGAAAAAGAAGAAGGCGGAUGGCGAGGAGGGCGAGGACGACGACGAACCCGCGGUCUCGGCGCCCGUGUCCGGCCCGCCGAAGCUGA